AUGACUAUAUCGCAAUUUUUUAUCAUUUCUCACUCAGGAGAUGUCCUUUUGUCGAGAAAUUUACGUAAUGAGACUACUAAAAAUGUCGAGAGUUUUUACACUUAUUUAAAGGAAAAUAGUAAUGUCGGCCCAAUUUUUGAACUGGAAGGAAUGUUAUAUUUCUAUAUUAGGAGGUCAAAUUUGUACUUUGUGAUGACUACGAGGUAUAUAACGUCACCGUCGUAUGUCAUGGAAUUGUUAAACAAAAUUACUAAUUAUUUAAAGGAUUUUAUCGGAAUAUUGAACGAAGAAACCAUAAAAUCGAACUUUGUAUUGGCGUAUGAGAUACUUGACGAGAUACUCGAUUACGGAUAUAUACAAUGUAUAAGUAUAAACCAGCUGAAGCAGAAGAUAUAUAACACCUCAACGGUGACGACAGAUAACAUAAAGCCGAUGACCAGUAACCGUAACAUGCUACCAUCUGUAGUUAGUAAUAAAUCACUAAUAAACCCAAAUAACAAGAAUGAAAUUUUCGUGGAUGUGAUUGAGAAAGUUAAUGCGAAACUGGGCAGUGAUGUGAAAACAACAGUGGAAGGACAAAUACAAAUCAAGUCAUAUUUAAAAGGAUCACCGAGCAUACAACUGUACAUUUCAAACAAUAUACAAUUUUUAAAUAACACGUCUAGAACAAGUAAUGAGUCAGAUUUGAGCAAUCCUCCUUCCAGUAGUCAACAUUUAGAGCAACUUCCAUCUUAUAAUAAUCAGUUCACACAUAGUAGCUUUAUCACUGGUGGUAUUGAUAGAGUUGGUACUUUUGAAGACCAUGGAGAACAGUUGCAUAGGCUUCAAAGUUUAGAAAUCGAUGAUAGAUUUGAAAGCAAACUAGUAAUCGAAGAUUAUAAUCUUGAUAGUGAUGUUGAAAUGGUUAAUAACGUCAUGAAAUUUAUACCUAAAGAGGGCGAAUACACUAUCCUAAAUUACAAGUUAAAAAAUAUUAAUUUACCGUUUGAUAUAAAAACUCAACUUGUGAAUAAUAGUGAAAAUAACGUGCAUUUGUCAAUAAGAGUCUCUUGCAACUUGCCUCUAAAUGUUCAUUCGUUAUUUCUUCUAAAGUGUAAACUGCCAAACCAUGUCAAUACCAUCAACAUGUCACUGAACCCCAAGUUUUUUCAACAAGUGUCAGAAUACAAGUUGGAGAAUAACUCGAUAUCCUGGAACGUAAAGAAUAUACAAGGUUCAAGUGAAGUUGUUCUGAAUUCUGAAAUUGCAUUUAGCACUAAAGUUAACAUGAAGCAAUUUGGUCCAAUUAACCUUGUAUUCGAGGUUCCUCUGUAUAAUAUCACAAACCUGAAGAUAAAGUACUUGAACGUUAAUAAUAAUAACAAAUCGUAUAAAUGGGUGAGGUACUUGACGUUAUCAAAUUCAUACAUGUACUACUUUUAA
Theileria parva strain Muguga is the source of this 1422-nucleotide messenger RNA. It is a transcript of the gene AP4M, whose product is annotated as Adaptor complexes medium subunit family protein. The transcript has 7 exons. The coding region runs from base 1 to 1422 and encodes 473 amino acids. Gene Ontology annotation, cellular component: trans-Golgi network; clathrin adaptor complex; cytoplasmic vesicle. The record is from RefSeq and is a predicted model, not a curated record. Lineage: Eukaryota; Apicomplexa; Aconoidasida; Piroplasmida; Theileriidae. Gene Ontology annotation, biological process: Golgi to lysosome transport; protein targeting.